Coffea eugenioides is the source of this 1131-nucleotide messenger RNA. RefSeq names its product protein FAR1-RELATED SEQUENCE 5-like. Lineage: Eukaryota; Viridiplantae; Streptophyta; Magnoliopsida; Gentianales; Rubiaceae. The transcript has 2 exons. The record is from RefSeq and is a predicted model, not a curated record. The coding region runs from base 1 to 1131 and encodes 376 amino acids.
AUGAAGAGGACAAUGAAGAUAGAGCAAGAUAUGGAUGAAAAUGGCCACCGCAAAGGGAAGGGACAUAAUUUUGAUCUGAAUGCAUAUGCAUAUUGUGAAGAUGACAUCGUAGCUUGGAAGUGGAUGUGCGGGGAAAUGGGAGUCGAGGACAGCAAAGCAGACGAAAAAAUGAAUAAUAUGGUUAACGGAGGUGCAAUAGAUGCCGAGAACGUGGAUGAUCAGCAAGAGAUAGACCUGAUGACUAUGAAGUUUGAUACCAUUGAGGAUGCUGAAUGUUUCUAUAACAUAUAUGGUAGGGCCACGGGGUUCAGCAUAAGGAGGGGGUAUGCGAAAAAAGACCCGGAGGACAGCACGACUGUGAGGUAUAGGUCUUGGGUGUGUAGUAGGGAGGGCGAGCGGGAUGAGAAACACAUUCUCCGGAAUGAUCGGAAAAGAGAGGCAAAAGCUGUAACACGGGUGAACUGUGGAGCUUGCCUGAAAAUAAGAUUGGAUGAUAAUGAAGGGAAGUACAUAGUGUCUUGCUUUGCGAAGGAACACAACCAUCAGUUGGGCAAUCAUGCAAGCAUUCCUUUCAUGAGGUCGCACAGGAAGGUGGCAGAUAGCGAUUAUGCUCAAGCGCAUACAUUUCGACGAGCCGGCAUUAGAACAAGUCAAAUAAUGAAGCUUUUUGUGUUGCAAGUCGGAGGAUAUCAGAAUGUGCCCUUCCUUAUAAAAGAUUUGUAUAAUAAGAUGAAUUGCGAGAAGUUGAGAGAGAUAGCUGAUGGAGAUGCAGAAAGGGCUAUUGGGCGCCUGGCUGCAAAGAAAGAGACGGACAACAAUUACUAUUACGAAUACUGUUGUGAUAGCCAAGGACGAUUGACACGGCUGUUGUGGGCUGAUUCAUGGUCUCGGAUGGAUUUCAAGUGCUAUGGGGAUGUACUGGUGUUCGACUCCACGUACAGGACACAGUCUUAUAAGAUGCCACUGGUGGUACUAUGUGGGGUGAACAACCACUACUCAACAGCAAUAUUUGCAUGUGCUUUGAUCGCUGACGAAAAUGAAGAGAGUUAUGAUUGGGUAUUGAAAAGUUUGUUGAGUGCAUGGGCGGGAAGGAGCCAGUUUCAAUUGUCACUGACGGUGACAAGGCAAUGA